AACCUGGCAUCGUUUCAAUUGAAGUUUAUCCGUUACAUCGUGUGCGUGUUUCUCGAUGCUAUCAUUUUUCAUUUCGUCAUGCAUUUCUUGCCGUAAAUCGACAAGCUAAUUAAAUGUAAAUACAACUUCUGCACGUACCAUAUCUGCAAUACAGAGUAUUUAGCAGAACGCACGAAGCGGACGAGAGGAGAAGGAAAGGGGAAUUUUAUUGUAUGUCGACGAAGAGGGGAAGGGAUGAUCACUGAGCCUCUUCGAAUUCGAUGUGGGCGCAUUAAGAAACGAUCAACGCACGCGAUUACACGUCGAUGCAUGCAUGUAACGUGCGUGCUCGCCAAUCCGUCUAAUCCGUGAAAUGUUACCACCUAAUGCGACUGAGUCAAUCUUACUAAUAUUUGCCAGAUUAUUUGAAUAUUAAACGUGAACAUAGUGAACAUCGAGGCAUUGUGGCAUCGCAACGUGUCUCGCAAAUACGCAAAAUAAAGGAAAAAGACAGAGAGGGAGAGAGGGAAAGAGAGAGGGAAAGAGGGUGAGAGAGGAGGGAGACAUCGUGGCGAUUCGACCGCGCUUGUGACCGAGUGCGCUAUUGUGUCGUAAUAAUGAGUAAGGACGAGUACGAGAGUUUACCGACGACCUCGGUGGCCGUGAACAUGACGGCCGGUGCCGUGGCUGGAAUUAUGGAACAUUGCGUCAUGUAUCCUUUCGACAGUGUCAAGACAAGGAUNCAGGCACUAACACCCGGCCCGGGAGGAGGAGGAGGAAUAGGAAAAGUAAUGUACAAAAUGAUACAACAAGAAGGUGUAUUAAGACCAAUCAGAGGUGUGAAUGCAGUGGUUUUCGGAGCUGGACCUGCGCAUGCUUUGUAUUUCUCUUGUUACGAAUGUCUUAAGGAGAAGUUUAAAAGUGCGAGACCUCCAAUCAACCAUUUCGUUUAUGGAGCUGCUGGUUGCGUAGCAACGAUUCUGCAUGAUGGCGUCAUGAAUCCGGCAGAAGUGGUGAAACAACGGUUGCAGAUGUACAACUCCCCCUAUAGGGGCGUAUUAAAUUGUAUACAAAAUGUGUAUCAAAAAGAAGGGAUAUCUGCAUUUUACAGAAGCUAUACGACUCAAUUAGCCAUGAAUGUGCCUUUUCAAACUAUUCAUUUUAUUUCUUAUGAAUUCGCACAGUCUGUCACUAAUCCGCAUCGUAUCUACGAUCCAGCAGCACAUAUUGGAUCUGGUGCAGCGGCGGGCGCAAUUGCAGCCGCAGUGACAACGCCACUGGACGUUUGUAAGACGGUACUAAAUACGCAGCAAGACGGUGCGAAGGCUCAAGGAAUGAUGGAUGCAUUUAAGCAGAUUUACAGGCAUAGCGGUAUAAAAGGAUAUUUCCGUGGUUUGUUCGCUCGUGUUUUAUUCCAAGCACCAGCCACUGCCAUUUGUUGGAUGAUAUACGAAUCGUUUAAAUACGGACUACAUGGCCAACGAGAUAAGGAGCAUGACGACACUGAUACAGACAACGGCGGGACCGGAAUAAACCAGAAUCCUUCAAUGCUCGCAUCAAGAUCUAAUAGCUUUCAAGGCGCAGGUCUGUACUUCAACAAUCACACCUCGUCACCCGUAUUACUUAAAGUGACUACGAGUUAGAUAUGCGAGAAAUUGCACUAACAAUGAGCGAUCGUUCUCGAGAGAAAGAGAGAAAGAGAGGGGGGGAGGGGGAGAGAGAGAAAGAAAGAGAGUGAGUGAGUGAAGUGCAGAAAAGCAUAUGUAGAAGAGCAGGAAAGAGAGAAAGAGAGAGAGGACUAUCGUAUUUUCUAUACUACGAAAGUUUACCAACAAUGAAUAGUAUUACGUUGAUUCGUUUUAUUACACAGCGACAUUUUUAUGUACGUAUAUAAAUCGCUAAAUGAGAAAGCCCCAAUAUUUAUAGAAGGAUGAUGUCGAACGAAGAUAUAGAACAAAUCUUAAUAAAUUGACAUGCCAGAUAAUUUCUUAAAUAAUGAUUAUUAGCACAUUGCUUCGUAUAAUAAUAUCAAUGUUACAUUCUACAGCAGAUGAAAAUCUUACGUUACAGUCCGUAUCUGGUUUUAACUUAUUUGGCUUCUAACUGUGACCGAUAAAAAUGUUUCAUUUCAACAGGCAGAAAUGAAAUAGAAGAAAAUUUGAUUUUGUCAUGCUUCAUAUUAUCAUAUUUUAUAAGUUUUCAAUAAAUACAUUCUCAGGCAUAUUUUCGAGAUCGGUAUGAGAAUAUAGUAUUGCUUUAACCGCACAAAGGGAUUUUAUUGCUUGGUAACUCUAUAAAUUUGGUAUUGUAUAAAAUAAUCAUUAAUCAUUCUUCAUGCCGUUGGCUGUCAAUCAAUAUGUAAAAAAUUCAAAUAAAAUGUUACUAUCUAUUGUACUAUUCAUAUGGAGUAUCAAUGAUAGGAGUUUUUGGCAAAGUGAUAUAAUGUUAUUCUGAGUGUAAAAAUUUACCUCCGUUAUCUACCAGCUACAUAAUAUAUUCCCGCGUCUAUUUAUAAUCCAAUUUAUAUGCUUUACUUACACUCUAAUGUGUAUAUAUUUAGCUUAUAUAAAUAAAUAUUUGAAUAUAUUUUAUUAAUAAGUCGCUUAGCGUUGGUAAAAUUGAAUAUGAAUUGAAAUACUAAUGAUAAUACUUAUCGUUUAAAGGGUGUCAAGCAAAUUUCUGCUAUACAGAUGGACCUACGCUUGUUUAGCAAAUAGAACCGUUGCCAGUGAAAGCGUGACGUUAAAAAACGUAUUAUGCCGCUUCAUACUUUUCUAGUUUGGAAAUACAAUAUUUUGGAACAGGAAAAUGGGUUCAAUGCUCCACUUGAAUAGUGAAAAUAGAUUACGCACAUAGCAUAAUUAGAUUGCGGCCCACUAUAAUGUACCAUUGUACCAUUAAGUAAGUUAAGAAAACGGUGGGAUGCAUGCAAGAAUUUCAUUGAUAAUAAGCUACAUCUUAGAAAAUAAUUAAAUUUACACGAUUAAUGAAUGCAGGAUAAUUUUGCAAAAUUAAUUUUGCAAAAGCAAAAUUAGACAGCCUACAAUCAUUGACGGAAUAUUAUGAUAUCGUUCAAUAUUUGACAUCACAAGAUUAUUAAAAAUAAUUAAAGAAAACCUUUAAUGUGUAAAAUAUAACGUCAUUGGAAUAUAGCGAUAUAACAUUUUUCCAAAUUGUAGAUAUAAAUACGAAUUAGAAUUAAAGCUCCGGAGGUAAUCUCUGUGACUAUCCCUGUUUAAAGCUCCUGGAUAUUUACUUUGGUUAUCCUUCUUUAAUGACGUCAGAAGCGAGGAAAAUCACGUCAAUUUAUGCAACGGUAUGUGAGGAAAUCAAAGAAUGUAUGCACAAAAUAACACUCGUGAUCUAUUCAGCACACUUGUAAAAAUGUCCGAACAUUCCCUCAAUCUGAACAUUAAUAAAUAGUCGUAAAUUAGCGUAACUUACGUUUUUAACCUAUCUUUUCGCAUGAUUUCUGUUACGUUAAUUUUACAGCUUAUUUAUUAAUUGUUCAGGUUGAUAGAAAACGUCCAGAUAUUUUUACAAGUGUGCUGAAUCGAUCACAAGUGUUAUUUUGUGCAUAUAUCAUUUUAUUUCUGCAUAUACCGCCACAUAAAUUGCCAUGAUUUUUCUCGUUUCUGACAUCAUUAAAGAAGGGCAGUCAAAGUGAAUAUCCGGGAGUCUUAAUGACGUCAAAAGUGAGAAAACUUAUUAACACAGAUUUUUUGCAUAAUAUUUUCAAAUAAAAAGAUGUAUUCACAAAGUGACAUUUGCGAUUGGUUAGACACAUUUGUAAAAUUGGACGGACACUUUUACUCGAAUCAACAAAUAGUCGUAAAAUUAAUAAAGAGAAACGAAGGUUUAGAACUUAAAAAGACCAUUUACUGAUUAUCCAAGUGCAAGAAAAGUAUUUGCCUAAUUUUACAAGUGUACUGAAUCGAUAUUACAGAUAUCAUUUUGUGGAUACCAUUUUUACUUGAAAAUAUGACGCAAAAAAUUUUAGCAUGCGGUUUUCUCACUUUUGACGUCAUUAACCAGUUAACUGUGGCGAUCUAAAGUAAAGCGCCCACCAGUGUGUGUCGCGAUAAUCAAGCGAUGACGGGUAUAGUCGUCAAACACAGAGUAAGUGGCGCUGUUGAAAUAUUAGGUCAAAAAGACGACUUUAUUUUACAAAAUGAACAAUUUUAUUAGUAAUAUUUACACAGUCACUCAACAUGAACAUAUAUUUACACAUUA
Dinoponera quadriceps is the source of this 4212-nucleotide messenger RNA. Its product is annotated as mitoferrin-1-like. Gene Ontology annotation, biological process: iron import into the mitochondrion. The transcript has 6 exons. The record is from RefSeq and is a predicted model, not a curated record. Gene Ontology annotation, cellular component: mitochondrial membrane. Gene Ontology annotation, molecular function: ferrous iron transmembrane transporter activity. The coding region runs from base 597 to 1622 and encodes 341 amino acids. Lineage: Eukaryota; Metazoa; Arthropoda; Insecta; Hymenoptera; Formicidae.